AUUUAUGAAUAAAACAAAAAAAUAUACAAAAAGACAGACAGACAGACACACAUAUCAAUUUAAUUUAUUAAAUAAAGCAAAAAACAAACUGCAAACAACAACAGCAACAAAAAAUAUUUGACUUCUAAAUCACCCAUCAUCAGUGUCAGGAAUAGAAUAAAUAAAACUAAAUAAAUGGCUGCAUAAAGGCAAACAUACUCUGCAACUGCCACAUUUCAAAACUGCAUCCAUGUUCAAGGUUGUUGCACAGUGACAAACAGAAAAACAAAAUAAAUAGAAAUAGAAUUAAAAAAAUAAAUUUGUAUAAAAACGGUUUUAGACCUUCACACAAAUGUGCCACAAAAAAAAAACACCCCAACUAGAGCCCUUCCCCACUAAAUAAUGGCCACAUAAAACUAAAAUUUUCUAUCACACAAAAAAAUUCUAAAAAAAAUUCUAAAAAAAAAAAUUAAAAAAAAAUAUAUAAAAUAAAUAAAUAGAAAAAUACAAGUGUAAACGGUCUAAAACUAGAUCAAAUAUUUAAAAAAUAUAUAUAUGUUUUUGUGUGGGUGUCUGGUUGGGUUAAAAAAAUGGGGCAAAAACAAAAGCACUAACACAACUUAGAAAAGAAAAAGUAACAAACCGGAUGCGGAAGUGUGCUAAAGUUUUGUAUUUUUUGUUAUUGUAUAUAUAAUGCUAGUAAAUGUAUGUGUGAUUUUGUAAGUUAGACAAAUAAAAAAAAAUCUACAAAUAAUGGCUUAAAAAUAACAACAACAACAAGUUAAGCCCUUAGUUUUUAUUUAUGAAAAUGUUUAAAAAAAUAACAACAACAAAACAAAAGUGAAAGUAUUAAAUUCAAAAGUUCCUAAAAAAGUGCAAAACAACAUUUUCUAAACAUGUUGUCACCUUGCUCUCAAUCCCACUCUCCCUCCAACUCCUUGACAACUUCUUGUUUAGUACAACCCACCAAAAUGCCUUUAAAAGCUCAAAAAUCUUCCUAUAAUUCCUACAAACCAAAUUGUCAUUCCGCAACAGCUGCUACGCCGUUUCUUAUGCCUGCGGAAUUCUAUAAAAGUCUAUUUGCUACAGCCGUUCUACAUCACAGCAACAAUAUAAAUAAUGAUGCCCACCAUCAUCAACAACAUCAUCAUCAUAAUCAGCAACAUCAUGUUAAUCCGGAUAAUUUUAGUCGCACGCAAACUCAGUCUCAUUUAGCCGAGACACGUUAUUUAAAAUCUAAUACAACAGCAGCAUCAACAUCCUCAGCAACACCACCUGUUGCUUAUGGCAGCAGUUUAUCAUCAGCAACAACAGCUGCUGCUUCUUCGUCAUAUGUUGCCAAUGCCAAUUCUACGCAUUUUUCACGCAAUUUAUUGUUUUCAUCGUCGGCAGCUGCUGUUGCUGCCAUGGCUGAAUCUGUUAAACGUUCUCAUGCAAAUGAGAAGAAACCAACAAAUUACAUUUGGCCUGCAGCAAGCUCCGAAGCAGAAGCCAACAACAAUACUAUCACAGAUUCUGUCCAUUUAACAAAUCCUGCUACUCCGCCCACACCACCACCCGAUACUCAUCUUAAUCUAGAACAUCCCUCGAAAUCAUACAAUAACUCGUUAAAACCCAUUGAUGAAACGGAUUUAAUUGAACAACAACAACAUCAACAUCAAGAAAUAACUCAAAGUCACAAAUCUCUCAAACAUAAACAAACAGCAGUAGUAACAACAACAACAUCGUCGUCGUCAUCGUCAGACAAUCAUCUUGGCAACGGCUCUAAUAUGCCAAUAGGAGGAGUACAAGGACAAAAUCCUACCCAGGGUUUAGUGCAUUGGAUGAGUGCCGUAAUGGCUGAACACAUGACGGGGCAAACGCAUCACGAUCCCACCGCAGUGGGUAUGCACUACAUGUGGAAUGGUAAUGUAGAUGCAAAAAUGAAUGAUCAUCACAACAAUCUGCAAAAAGGUCAUUUCAUAGACGACAAUCGUUUGGAACAUCAUGCUGUAACACCACAAGGUGGCAGUGUUUUGGGAUCUGCCGGUGGUGGCCAUCAUGGUAAUCAUGUUGGUCAUCAUAGUUCCGCCUCUGCUGCCGCCCUACUUGUUGUUCCGCAACCUAUUAAUGCCACAAAAAUUGGUUCUUCACUAGGUGGUUCCGGUGGUGGUGGCGGUGGAGGUACAGGCCGCAAAUAUCAAUGCAAAAUGUGUCCUCAGAUUUUCACUUCAAAAGCUGAUCUCCAACUACAUACUCAAAUGCAUAUGCGUGAAUCGAAGCCGUAUAAAUGUACUCAAUGCUCUAAAGCGUUUGCCAACUCAUCGUAUCUCUCACAGCAUACACGAAUACAUUUGGGCAUUAAACCGUAUCGCUGUGAGAUUUGCCAACGCAAAUUUACCCAACUCUCGCAUCUGCAACAGCACAUACGCACGCAUACCGGUGAUAAACCGUACAAGUGUAGACAUCCUGGUUGCCAAAAGGCCUUCUCACAACUCUCCAAUCUGCAAUCUCACUCUAGGUGCCACCAAACAGACAAACCUUUCAAAUGUAACUCUUGUUAUAAAUGUUUCUCGGACGAGGCCUCCCUUUUGGAUCACAUACCCAAACACAAAGAGUCCAAGCAUUUGAAAACCCACAUUUGCCAGUAUUGUGGCAAAUCGUAUACACAGGAAACAUAUCUUAACAAACAUAUGCAAAAGCACUCGGAGAGAACAGACAAACGACCGCCCAUUGUGGCCACAAAUGCGGGCAGUAACUCGGCUACCGGAACUGGAACAGGUAAUAGUAACAAUAAUGCAGCUGUAGGAAGUAAUACAACAACUAAUAAUGCUACUGCCACAGCAGGUGUAGGAGGCGGAGGAAGCGGCGGCGGCGGAGGUCAUCCUGGUACAGGAAAUCAACAUAACCGCAACAAUAUCUCAUUACCACCGGUAACUAUAGCACCCACCGACAACUCGUAUUGGCCCAAAGUCAGUCCCGAUUCGGCAGCCAAUAUGAACGAUGUCAUGCAUCAGCAACAGCCGCAACAACAACAGCAACAUUCCCAUCAGCAACAUCAUCAACAACAGCAGCAACAAGCUCACAAUGGCCAACAGCCAACGCAACAGCAGCAGCAACAUCAUCAUCCGCAACAGACGAACACCCAACAACAACCUCCGACACAGCAACAAGGCCAAACUCAUAUGGACUAUACAAAUCAUCAGGCGUCUGGCGCCAACAAUCCACAUAAUGAUUUGCAAAAUCAUCAUCGUAUGAAUGACACUGGUCGAGAGGAUAUAGUUUCAACACCCUCAACUGUGGGCCCCUACGAUGCCUCAAGUAUUACAAAAACCACCACAAAUUCAGCAUUUACACCGAUUAAUUCGAUGCCACCACAUUUGAAUACCCUCUCACAUCAUGCCAUGAGCCAGCGUCCAUAUCUAUAUGAUGCCAUUAGUUUUCAGAAUAAAAAUGUCAAUCAAAAUAAUGCUUCGAAUUCGUUUCCAAAUCAAUUGAUAUCGCUGCAUCAGAUACGCAACUAUGCCCAUCAACCGGCUGGUCUAACGAUGGCCGGUGAACAUUUAUUGGGUGUUAGUGUGGGUCCAGGUAAAGAUAAGGGAUAGCUAUACUUUUAAAUUAAUUUUCUUUGGCAUAUAUUUUAAUUAUAAAAUAGUUUAGUUUAUAUUAAUGUUAUAUUUCUUUUAAAUAUUUUAAUUAAUUUUUAAUUUAUUAAUAUGUAUUAACAAUGUUUGCAACAAAUAUUUAAAUGUUAAGAACUUAAAUACUAGCCAACAGUAUUCAAAAAUACAGUUAGACUCGUUUGUGGUUUAAAAAAUUUUCUCAAUUUAAAUCCAAGAGAGUUAUAAAUGUUAAAUUUAAUAUUUAAUGAUAAUUUCGAAAAGUAGCCCUAUAUGAACUAAUGUUAGUAUGGAUCUAACCUUUCCAAAUUUAUUACAAUGACUUGUUGUAUAAAACAUAUGAGCACUUGAAUGUAUUUUUUGAAUGUAGCUUUUGUAUGGACUUAGUACAAAUAUGAUAAGAACUCUCCAUAAUGCUGCCUUUUUUCUCCAUAUUUAACAAUAUAAUCUAUAAACUAAAGGAAUAUUAAUAUGGGGUCCAGAUUGAAUCAUUAUAGUUCAUUUCCAAAUAAGUGAAGAAUAUUAGUGGAUUGAAAUCUCAUACCAACAGAUAAUCGAAUAAAUAGAAGGGUACGAAUCUUUCAAUGAAGAACUCAGGUGGCAAUUUUUGUACAUGGAUGUGCCCCGACCACUAGUCGAGCAGCAUGUAUCAAUACAUGCUGUUGAGAUGGCAACAGUAUCGAAGAACUUCCCCGAAGCGUAAAAAGGCAUACUAAAUCAGUACUAAUCUCCAAUAUAUGGAGACUUCCCGAUCUUUCAUCAAUUUUCGCAUCAGUUCCAUUCCCAUUAUCAUAAAGAUCACUCUACGGGAUGACGGGAUGACAGGCAACCAUUGACUACUAACCUGACAAUUAUCCUGCAUAUACCGGCAUCCUACUACGCGACCGUUAAGAUCCGCUUGACUAGAGGUAUUGGUAACACCUCUGUUCCCCGGGAUUGCAAUAACACCAAGGUGGAGAUUUCACCAAGGUAACAUGUCCCUGGGGAAAUAGGUAAUAUUAAUAAAGUUAGUGUAAAGUUACACAAUUUACCUUAGAUCCAUACAACUGAUUGUAGGAAUUCUGCUAAAACUCACAUUGGAUCCCUGGGGCACCUUAUCUUAAAAAAAUGGUUAAUCGUUAAUAUUUUGCAAACUAUCAAAUUCGAUCUUAAUAAAUUUGAUAAAAUUUAAUCCUUCUCAAAAGUUUUAUAAGGAUCGGGCGGAAUGGUUAUACUGGGCGUGACGCCUUUCACAUUAAGACAUUAUUAAAUCAGAAUAUCUGAGUUAGAAUACUAAAAUUUUGUCGGAGCCAUUUCAGUGUCAAUAUGAUUAUUUUAGAUAAAAAGUAAGUUGACCAGCAGCAGGCAAAAGUUUGUUUAUCUUGGAAACUAUUAGAGUUAGAAAUUUGGUAAUAAAUUGGCGGAUUGUCAAUGGGAAUAACGGCACUUCCCAUAUGAAAUUAAUACAAAAAUUAGUUUAUAUGGGAAAUUAAUAGAACUGGAUUCUUCCAAUUUUGCACACAGAACAUAACAUUUUCGGGCAAAAGGUUGAACUUUGAUGAAAGUCCACUCUCAUAUGAAUUAAAUAGAAAAAUUAUUAUAGCUAAAGAGCUGUUAUAUGGACGGGAAAUGGGUCUUCCACCAAAUAGAUUCAUUUAGAAGAGAAUUUUCGAAAUUCGUUUAAACCAUGGUCUGCAUUACCGAAUAAAAUUUCUUGCAGCAAUCGAUUUAAUACAUUAGAUGAAUGUUUAAACAUCUAAAGCUCUUCAACUGAAAUAUUAUCAUUUCUACAUAAAUAUUUGUUGCAAUCAAAUUUAAUAAUUUUUUAUAUAAUAACAUCUUCCAUUCAAAUUUUAAUUUUAAGU
Lucilia cuprina (Australian sheep blowfly) is the source of this 5422-nucleotide messenger RNA. Its product is annotated as zinc finger protein rotund. Gene Ontology annotation, molecular function: RNA polymerase II cis-regulatory region sequence-specific DNA binding; DNA-binding transcription repressor activity, RNA polymerase II-specific. The coding region runs from base 876 to 3563 and encodes 895 amino acids. Gene Ontology annotation, biological process: negative regulation of transcription by RNA polymerase II. NCBI's taxonomy places the organism in Eukaryota, Metazoa, Arthropoda, Insecta, Diptera, Calliphoridae. The transcript has 7 exons. The record is from RefSeq and is a predicted model, not a curated record.